GAAGCAGGGAAAUUUGUAACAUGUGUGCCAGCAUGCAGCAUGCAGCACGACGCUAGACAUAAAGUCGACGAUAGUUUAGGUUUGAUGGAGCUGCGUUUGAAUUGAUAAGAAUACUUAGCAGCUAGAGGCGGCCAUGUCUUCAUCUUAUAACGACGGGACACCAGGAUCGGCCACGGGCAAUGGACAGCAGCCCACUGGUCACCUGUCCAGACAGCAGAAGAAGUUCAGGCGGAGACAUGUCGGUUCUGAGUCGACCCUGAGAGGAUCACCUGUCCCCUCACCUUUACCUGCAGCUGCAACACCUGGCACAGGUGCAACACCUAGUGUGGUCAUGGCACCCAGAGGUCUGACUGUGAUGCAGUUUAUGGAGGCCCGAGCUGUGGAGCUGAAUAGUCUGCUACAUUUGGCCCAGAAGUCCUACCGCAGCAAGCACACUGUGCAGUCCCUGCCCCGACACAUGCGCAGGCGGGCUGUCAGCCACAACCCCAAACGGCUGCCACGCAGACUACGGGAAGCUGCCACCAAAAAGAUGUUGCGGAGCAUGCAGCCUGGCCAGCAGAUGGAGAAGCCGCGCCGACCCAGGAAGUGGUACCGGCAGCGAGCGGCAAACCGGCAGGCGGAGUACGCCCGGCGUCAGAAUCAUGUCACCUGGCUGGAGACACACGUCUGGCAUGCCAAGCGCUUCCACAUGGUCAACAGGUGGGGAUAUCGGCUUCCAGACUACCCAUGUGACAAAAGUCAACGGGCAGCCUACAGGGCCAUGUGCCACCACUGUCUUAUACAGGACAUCUCGUAUUAUGGCUGUAUCGAGCUGACUGGUUCUAAGGACAACAUCCUGAGUUUGCUAGCACACUUCACUCACCUGGACAAAGGUGGCUCUAUCUCUAUGUUCUACUCAGAAGGAAAGGUGGAAGGAACAGCAAUACUGUACCGCCGGGACAGCUAUCCUAACCACACCCUGGGACCGGUUACUUACAUGUUCAGGCCUCAAACUGAAAACAGUAAGGAUACUUUUGCAACAUCUUCCUGCCAGCUGUGGCUGUGGACCCACCCUGCCUGCACCCAGGACAUCCUGCAGGAGCUACAGCAGGGGAUGUCUGACACCAGUGUUCGUGUCCAGUCUAUUGGCGAUGAGCUGGUGAGGUUUCAGUUAACCGGGCAGCUUGCUGCAGCUACGCUGGAGAGUGCCCUGAAUCUCCCACCCUUACAGAAUGAGACAGUACGGCCAGGACAAGUGCUGUCCCUGACAGUGGUGGAUCCUCGUCUCAACAUGCCCAGCAAGAGAACCAAAGUCACUCCACUCACACAGGAAGCUGACCCAGCAGAGUUGAAGUGUGACACAGGACUGUGGGAUGCAGAGAGGAGAAAAACGUUACAAACACCAUCAGGACAGGACAGCAGGAGUAUUGAGAAGAGAGAUGUUGCUGGAGAUGAUGGACCUGUUACCGGGGACAACAGAUGUGUUCCCAUUCUACUGGUGCAUCAGCAGGGGCGCACGGCUGCCUCUGCCUUAGGGACUGGCUGGGACGUGAUUGUGCCUGCAGGCUGGGCCAUGGCCUUCUGGCUGGGCUUCCUGUACAGGGGGGCCCGGGCAGGGGGGCUGAGAGAAAUGAGGCGACUGCACCUGGAAACUGGCCAGCUGUUUUUUCCCGACGACUUUCCAGAUACAGAGGCAUACCGGACAUUCCACCAGGAACAGGCAGCUCAGCUAAGGGAACAACAUGACAGGUACCCACCAGGGAAAAGGCCCAACUUUGUCAAACUGGGAACUGCUGCCCCUUUCCACUGCCCCUGGGACCGGCUGAUGGAAGGGUGGACACAGGUUGCAGGGACCUCCUCCCCAGGGCAGCCCCAGGGUCUCUGCGUUGUCAGGGACAGCAGGAUUCGCCAGCAGCUGUCCCAGCUUUGUAGUCAUGGCAACCAUCCUGACCUGCAUCUCAUCACCCCGCUGCUGGCCCCUGUUCUCACCAACCUGGUGGCAGUACAGCUGAGAAUGGUGUCCCGGGGAACACCAGUUGCCAUGGCAAUGAUCUGUGCCCCCACAGAGGAGGAUGUAUCAGGGUGUGUGUCGUGUGACCCCGUGGAACCGACACACACGGAGGGGACGAUAAGCCAUGACUGUGACGUUGUCAGACAUUGUUCCAGGUUAACGAUGGGGUAUGUUACAGCAGGAGCCAACAGUCUGUCAGUAGGGCAGGGUGUGGGGACCGGCCUGUGUGUGGUGCAGGGUCUGCUGGCUGCUCUACAGGUGCAGCAACACCGGCAGCCUCCUGUGGUGCUGGUGCGCAAUCCUAACUCUGCACAGUACCGAUUUGCACACAUAACUGUCCUGUAAAUGUAAUACAGUAAGGCUCAAUGGAAUAAAGGAGAAAAUUCAUUGUGUAGUGAUGGGAUCCUUUAUACUGUUGUGUGUGUGUGCAAGUCAGCUGAUAACAACCCAAACCCUCUUACUUUUACAUUACUGCUGCACAGUGGGUCUGUAUAAUAACCACCCAGUGUUAUAUUACUGCUGCACAGCGAGUCUGUAUAAUAACCACCCAGUGUUAUAUUACUGCUGCACAGCGAGUCUGUAUAAUAACCACCCAGUGUUAUAUUACUGCUGCACAGCGAGUCUGUAUAAUAACCACCCAGUGUUAUAUUACUGCUGCACAGUGAGUCUGUAUAAUAACCACCCAGUGUUAUAUUACUGCUGCACAGCGAGUCAGUAUAAUAACCACCCCUGCAGACAGCAUAUGGUGACUGGGAAGCUCAGGUGAAAAUUUAUUGCACAGCAAUCCAUCCGGUGACACCAUUAAAUGAGGCAGAUCAUAACUACAUCAUUUGCGGAAUAACAAUUGUGCACAAUAGAAUUUUCCGUCCUCGGUUACAUUGAUUACAGUCUACUCCCUCAGGGGGAGUACCAGGGAUGAGUAAUAGCGCCAGUACCGGUAGUAUCAAUUGCGUUCGACUGGGAACAGUUUAGGGCAGCAGAGCUUAUGCAAGAUGGGAGAUAACAGUACGGACUACACCAUCACUAACAGCAAACCUUUGGAUCUGUGUAUUACAGUUAUUUGUUUUAACAAAUAUUAUUUGUAGGGAACAUUACAGUUGAUACCCAGGAAAGCACCAGAUAUAUACAUGUAUAUAUUUUUUUGAGAAAUACUUCUAUAUAUUAAUACACUUAUAUAUUGGUAACCGGGUACAAUACCCUGAGUCAUUUACAAUACCGUAGAUCUGACAUCGGCUGUAUCAUGUCAGUAACUAUAAUUUUGUGCAUGUAGUGCUCCGUUUAUAUUAAGAGUGUUUUCAGCACCUGCACGGUGUACAGUCUUCGUGUUUACAUCAGAACGUUCUUCCCGCAUAUAUCUGGCCCAUUCUUACUCUUGUCACGUCCAGCCGGCUGCAGCAUUCUCCGCACGUCCGUGAUGGAUGAGGCGAACAGGACGCUCCGUACAGCGGAACCCAUCAUACAGUGUAAUGAGGGACGCUGUCUCCUGGCGUGACACUAAAUCAUCAGGACAGGUCAGCGGAACGCACAAGGAAUAAAGAUGAAGCUGCCGUAGUUGAAUAGUAUACUAGUAUCAGAGAAUCACACCCAUCUGUGGCGCUUGUUUUAAUGGAAGUUUGUCACACGAUACUGCCAUUCAUAAUUUGCUUCUAUUAAGUUAUGUUGAAAUAAUCGGAAGGUAUCACUACAUCCACAGUCAUUACGGCACAUAUUGAUCACACUAGUCUGACGACUGCUGUUCCCCAGUAGCUAAUCCUACAGGCUAAACAGAGCGGCUCCCUGGAGCUCUUAUUGAUUUUUCCAAUCUUUUACACAUUUACAGAGAUUGAUCUCGGAGCCAAAGUGUCGACAUGUACUCGUUCCGGAAGCUGCAAACGGCCGAUUACACAGUUAGGGUCGUAGUGCAUACUACACAUAAUUCAUGUGGCGCUAUUACAGGGUCCUACUUCUACUACACAUAAUCCAUGUAACGUCGUUACAGGGUCCUACUACAUACACUUCAUGUAACAUUGUUACAGGGUCCUACUACACAUACUUCAUCUAACAUUGUUACAAGGUCUUACUGCGUUACACCGCUGCAGGGUCCUACUUCGGGUCUUGUUACGGGAUGUUGUCAAUUGUAGGGUUAAUUAGGCUCUAAAUUGCACAAUGUAUUUGUAUGUGUUGAUAGGACCUUAUAGCGGUGUAAUCGAUCUUUUGCAACUUCCGGAUCUGUCAGACAAGAGUUAAUCAUCUGCGUUUCUUGUACAGUCAUAGACAUUUACUAUGCUUUGCAGGUAAGAUAUGAAGGUAUAUCUUGUACAGGAUACAAAAUUUACAUAUGGACUUUAAUUAUAAUCUACUUUCAGUAUAAUGUGAGGUAAUUUACA
Messenger RNA from Branchiostoma belcheri (Belcher's lancelet), 4356 nucleotides. RefSeq names its product ribonucleases P/MRP protein subunit POP1-like. Bases 134 to 2335 code for a protein of 733 amino acids. Gene Ontology annotation, molecular function: protein binding. Lineage: Eukaryota; Metazoa; Chordata; Leptocardii; Amphioxiformes; Branchiostomatidae. The transcript is spliced from 14 exons. Gene Ontology annotation, biological process: tRNA 5'-leader removal. Gene Ontology annotation, cellular component: nucleolar ribonuclease P complex; ribonuclease MRP complex. The record is from RefSeq and is a predicted model, not a curated record.